Molecule: messenger RNA, 1479 nt
Organism: Helicoverpa zea (corn earworm)
Lineage: Eukaryota; Metazoa; Arthropoda; Insecta; Lepidoptera; Noctuidae
Gene: pofut2
Product: GDP-fucose protein O-fucosyltransferase 2
Exons: 1
Coding region: 101-1303 (400 amino acids)
Biological process (GO): protein O-linked glycosylation via fucose
Molecular function (GO): peptide-O-fucosyltransferase activity
Source: RefSeq, a predicted model, not a curated record
UCUGUGGCAAACCGUCAUGACAUUGACGUCAGUUAACCAAACAACAACAAAUUCUUAAAAAAAAUAUAUUUCAAUUUUACUACUUUAUUUUAGUUAAAUCAUGAUUAUUAUAAGUAUAUUAGUCAAUCUGGUAAUUGCAGCUGCAGGAACAAACUCAGAAUACUGUGAUGCGUCGUCGAAAUCCUGUGAAAAUGAAAUCGAAACUGCCGAUAGCAAAAAGCUGAUUUUCUACGACGUUAAUCCUCCCGAAGGGUUCAAUUUACGCAGAGAUGUGUACAUGAGGUUCGCUAUAAUGAUAUCGGAGGCUCAAAAACGUGGUAAAAGCAACUGGGAGCUAGUAUUACCUCCUUGGUAUAACCUGUAUCAUUGGAAGACUGAUCGGCACACACAAACUCCUUGGAGUCAAUUCUUCGAUUUAAAAGCAUUACAAUCGUUCGCUCCCGUUAUCGAAAUGCACGAAGUCUUCAGUAGAUCUAAGAAAAAGACUUUAGAAAUUGAUACUUUGUAUGUUUUAGAAAAUUUUGAGGAUGCUUUUGAAAAUGGCGUUUUUGAGGAAAAAUGGGAGGUUCUCGAUGAAUGUAGCUACGACGGUCAGUUCUGGGGUUACAAAAACGUCACAGCUAAAGAGGUCUUAUGUGUAAAGUUUCAAGGAAAGAACUCUAAACUCUGGGAAUUGGUUUCCUUACAUCCUCACAAUACCAAAAUCAUGUUCGCGCACGGCGAAAUACCUUUACACGAUACUUACGGCACAAAAACUUACUGGGAUUGCAGAAAAAGCAUGAAAUUUAACAGCAACCUUGUCAAUAUUGCAAAAAAAUAUAUUAAGCAAUAUUUAAAUUGCAAUCAGCAUCAAUGUAAAACAUACCUCAGCGUACAUUGGAGAAGACAGGACUUUGCCCGUAGUCGUGGCAACGAUGUACCCUCAAUAACGGGCACCGUGAAACAGAUUCACAAAGCAUUAAAAAAAUUACCAAACACUAAAAAGGUUUUCAUUGCAACGGACGCAUCUAUGUCCGAAUUAAAUAACCUUGAGAAGGAAUUAUCAAGUCUCAGUUACGAAAUUCACUUUUUCUUGCCGAGCAGUAAGAUGAUCGAAGAGUUCGGAGAUGGCGGGAUAGCAAUAAUAGAUCAAAUCAUUUGUUCCCAUGCGGUACACUUUAUUGGUACUCAUGAGAGUACGUUUACGUUCAGAAUACAGGAAGAAAGGGAAAUCUUAGGCUUUGAUAGUAGUACUACGUUCAAUCGCCUCUGUCCUGAUACGGGACGCUGUGAAAGAAUGUCAAAAUGGACAAUAGUUAACUAACCAAAAAAGGACAUUGAAUGAAGUAUAUUUAUCAUAAAGACUAUAAAAUAUUACAUCGAACUAUACAAAAAAAAAAUACAAGUGGACCUCUAAAAUCUAAAACUACUGAACCAAUUUUGAAAAUUAUUUUACAGAUGAAAAGCCAUGUUCACUUUCAGAUGAACUCCAUCAUCAGA